This is a messenger RNA of Cladophialophora yegresii CBS 114405, 354 nucleotides long. Its product is annotated as DNA-directed RNA polymerase III subunit RPC10. Bases 1 to 354 code for a protein of 117 amino acids. Gene Ontology annotation, molecular function: zinc ion binding; nucleic acid binding; DNA-directed RNA polymerase activity. The record is from RefSeq and is a predicted model, not a curated record. The transcript has 4 exons. Gene Ontology annotation, biological process: termination of RNA polymerase III transcription; DNA-templated transcription. Gene Ontology annotation, cellular component: RNA polymerase III complex. Lineage: Eukaryota; Fungi; Ascomycota; Eurotiomycetes; Chaetothyriales; Herpotrichiellaceae.
AUGCCUCCGACAUUCUGCCCGUAUUGCUGCAACUGCUUGACGAUCGCAAGAGCACCGGGAAAUGACCAAUAUCCUCAGGGCAGGAAUGCCUUCACCUGCAGAACGUGCCCCUACCAGUUCGUCCUUGACCAGCCGUACUACGAGCGGACACAUAUGAAGCAGAAGCAAAAGGAUGACAUCCUGGGCGAGGAGCAAUCCGACCUGCCGGUCAACGAAGUUCCUGGAGGCUGUCCGAACGAGACUUGCGACUCAAAGAAGGCCUACUUCUACCAACUACAGACGCGAAGUGCCGACGAGCCGCCCACCAGUUUCUUCAAGUGUAUCGAAUGCGGCAAGCAAUGGAGAGAAUAUUGA